CUGUUUUUCAUGCACGACAUUCUAGGCGGAUCAAACCCCUCGGCACAGGCCAUGACAGGCAUAGUCAACAACCCGGAAAUCAAAAGUUUACUCCCAUUUGCCAAACCCAAUGGUAUGGUUCUCCCUAACCAGGAAACCAGCUACGACGACAUUCCUUUCAUCAUUGGUCUUGGAGGGGCCAUAACAAAUGUCUUUCAAACAGGGACCGGAGGGACUGGUCCAACCUUAGGCUUAGCCCUUCAGCAUCUCAUGUUUGGAACCAUCAUAGUCUUUGAUGAUGAAUUAACCGAUGGGUAUGAACCUGGGUCUGGUUUAAUUGGAAAAGCACAAGGGUUUUAUGCUGCUAGCUCUGUAGAUGGUAAUAGCCAAAGUAUCACAUUUACAGCUAUGUUCAAGAAUCGAAAUUACCUGGAUAGUAUUAGCUUUUUUGGGGUUCAUAGAACAGGGGUGUCUGAGUCCCAUUUAGCCAUCAUGGGUGGGACGGGAAAGUAUGUUAAUGCAAAGGGAUAUGCAAAAGUUAAGGCUGUCCCAUUGAACAAUCAACAAAUUACCUAUGGUUGGGAAACUGUGCUCGAAUUUUCAGCUUAUGUUACUUACUGA
Erigeron canadensis is the source of this 600-nucleotide messenger RNA. Its product is annotated as dirigent protein 25-like. The record is from RefSeq and is a predicted model, not a curated record. The coding region runs from base 10 to 600 and encodes 196 amino acids. Lineage: Eukaryota; Viridiplantae; Streptophyta; Magnoliopsida; Asterales; Asteraceae. The transcript has a single exon.